GGCUUCACCGAUGGACUUUAUAUUUAAAUCCAUGCAUGCUCGACGUCAUGUUAAUGCGAAAGUAAUUAACGAUUCAUAUAAAGGGCUGACUAUGGUUGGCUCACAAUCACGUGUAAAAGACACUCGCCCAAGGGUUUGGGGGUGGUUUGGGGUCGGCUACCGAAGUUCUUUGAAGUGAAUGCCACGUGAGCUCUUAUUUUUUCAAAUUGACUGAGGUCAUUCUUACAAUCAUUCGAAGCCGAGGAUAAGUUAGUAAGCAUGAGUAUACGAUAAAAAUAAGAUCGACUUUGCCUAGCUCGGCUCAGCUUGCUGGUUUCAGAGAUUGUGAGCAUGUCAUAGGAGGAUAACAAGUAUAUCCAACGCUCCAUUCAGUAUGUCAUUCAAGAGGUUUCAUGCAGCGAGGUCAAGUGUCUUUGUGCUGGUUGUGUUUUUAAUUAUUUUAGACAAUCAGCCUGUUAUAAGCCACCUCAAUAUACCUUCGAGCGACGCUGAAAUCUUUGAAACACAAGCUAAGCAAGCUAAAAAGGCGAAUGUAAGAGCAAAACGAUUUGUACUCGACAACGCUGACGAAACAAACGACAACAGUGGAGACGACAAUGAUCAGCUCAAUAGUGUUAACAAAAUUGAAGAAGCAUCCGAUGACUACUUUGCUAGCAAUAUCAAGCCUGUGCAGACCACAACCGAUAGCAUAAACCCGCUGUUUUCAAGUACAAACACGCCAGGAGCAACAAAGAGCGGACUAGAAACAGAUGCCAAAGAUUGUUGUGCGUUUUUGCGGAUGGGCCAUUUCGACGACUUCGAACUGUGUUUGGGUGAGCGCUGCUUGUCACCGAGCACGUGUGAUGGACCAGAGAUUCUGGAAAAUUGUUUCUUCAGUGGAAAGUAUUAUCCUGUCAAUUCUACCAUGCAUGUAGACGAAGCAAAAUGCUUUGUCGUAAAGUGCGUCAAGAACAACGGAAAAGAACCGCCUUCAGCGCAUAUCAACGACUUUGGGACCAACUGUUGUGUCCGGGAUGGCCAACUGUAUCAAGAUGGAGCACAGUCAGGGCAUCAGACGUGCCAAAAGGGAAAUUGGUCAGAGGAAGUCACUGCUCCAACAACUACGGCGUGGACCACAGUCUCCGUCACCCCAGAAAACGCGACACUACCGACAGAGACAGCGACUUCCGCAGCAACGCUGGAAAUUGGAACCAGUCCCUCUUUAUUUACUAAUGCGACCAGCGAACAGCCAGAAAUGCAGCUACAUACAACAAUGGCUACCAAUGUUUCAGAGCAAGAGGCUUCUACGUCUGCCAGACCUGGGGAGGAAAUGGAGACAACUGAAACAACGCAACGUAUCACAGAAAGGCAAACAACAUUUUCGAGGGUCGAAGAAACGCCCCCACCAACUGCAGUGCCAACUUCUGAAAUUUUGCCUUCGACGCUGGCUGUAGCGAAUCUGACCCAUAUGGACGAAGAAGGCCUAAACACUUCUGCGGCGGCAACCAGACCGUCUUACAAUGCCACACAGCCAACGCCUGAAACAGCGUCAGCAUCAACACCCUUUCAGAUAUUCAGAAGACGAUCAGAAAUAGUAUCGGAAAACGCGACAAAGGAUCCUGACCAGCGCAAUGACACAUUUCGUGUAACAAGCGAGAUAAAACAUACCACCGAAAUGUCUACUUCCACCGGUCAAACAGAUGAGGUCACAGAACCUCUUGGAACGCAGUCGCCCAUUGACAGUAGUUUUUUAUUAGAUAACGGCACAGCUUUUCAACCUUUCAACGAAACUCAUGAGUCAAUGAAAAACGUUGGUAAUAUGUCUUCAAUGGAAAGCCCUACGAGUGUUCCUAGUAAUGUCACAUAUUCAACGACAGAAAUUACUUCAAUCGAAGAAACAAGUCGAACAACUAUUGCAGGGGAAGCUGAGCGUUUUGAAACAACACUACCUUCAAGCACUUCAAGAACUGCGAUAAAAACAGCUUCACCUUCGUUAACAGUUACUCAUAGUAUUGAAGAAAACACAACAGAGAUGAUUACUUCUAAUGCAACUUCAACUACUCGUGCUAUUGAAGAGUCACAUGUGACAGGAACGCACGAAACAAACGUCACAUCAGAUGCACCAACAUCAUCCCGUAACCACACUUCUGCAGACAUCACUGAUCUGCACACAGCUGCAUGGCUGACAAAACCCCAGACGACAAAAGAACCGGUAGAUUUCACAACUGAAGUGACUGCAGACAGAAGUCAUGCAACAACAAGCCCAACACACGCGGAGUCUGAAAAACCAACUGUCGCUGAUAUGGGUUCCGCGGCACCCGUCAGUUCUGCGACUCAGCCCGCCAAAGGGACAGAUGCCUCCAACAUUUCUGCUGCUGUUACUCACACUUCAAUUGGCGUUACUGAGAGCACCACCAGCACUUUGGUCGGUGAAAGUCUCAUAUUAGCAACGAGCACUGCAACACCUGAUCUACAGUAUGCUAAAGAGGACCAAAAUGGCUCCACACAAACCACCAAAGGGCUAUAUUUUAUCAUAUCAUCAUCCACAGCAUAUGACACUCAUACAGACACAACAGACACUACCCAUACAGCCACAACAUACACUGCACAAGCAGCCACAGAACACACUACACCUCCAGCCACAACAGACACUAAACAUGCACUCACAACAGACACUACACAUGCAGUCACAAAAGAUACCGCAAGUGCAGCUACAACAGAAACUACACAUGCAGCCACAACUGACAUAACACAUGUACCCACAGCAGACACUACACAUGCAGCCACAACAGACACUACCCAUGAAGCAACGACAGACACUAUACAUAUAGCAACAACACACACUACACAUGCCGCAACAGCAGACACUACACAUGCAGCCACAACUGACACUACGCAUCCGGGAACUACACAUGCUGCCACAAAAGACACUUCUGAAACAGCUGCAAUAGACACUACACAUGCAGUCACAACUGACACUACGCAUACAGUCAUAACUGACGCUACCCAUGCAGGAACAACGGGCACUACCAAUGCGACUGCAACAUACACAACACAUGCAGCAACAACAGACACUAAACAUGUAGCUACAACUAACGGUGCUUAUCCAGGUACUACACAUGCAGCUACAACUGACACUACGAAUCUAGAUACUUCACAUGCAGCUACAACUGACACUUCUUACCCAGAUACUACGCAUGCAUCCAUAACUGACACCACGCAUCCAGAUUCUACACACGCAGCCACAACAGACACUACGCAUUCAUACUCUACACAUGCAGACACUACUAACGCAGCCACAACAGACACUACACAUGCAGCCAGGGCAGACACUACUCAUGCAGCAACAACAUACAUUACCAAUGCAACUGAAACAGACGCUAUAUAUACAGCCACAACUGACAUUACGCAUGUAACCACAACAGAUACUACACAUGUAGCAACAACAGACACUACCAAUGCAAAUACAACGGGCACUACACAUGCAGCCACAAUAGACACUACACAUGCAGCCACAACUCACAUUACACAUGCAGCCACAACAGACACUGUCCAUGCAGCAACAACAGACACUACUAAUGCAACUGCAACAGACACCACACAUGCAGCAGCAACAGACGCUACACAUGCAGUCACGACAGACACUACACAUUCACCCACAACUGACACUACUUAUCCAGACACUAUGCAUGCAGCCACAACUGACACUACGAGUGUAGACACUACACUUGCAGCUACAACGGACACUACUUACCCAGAUACUACGCAUUCAGCCACAACUGACACCACGCAUCCAGAAACUACGCAUGCAGCUACAACUGACAUAACGCGUUCAGACGCUACACACGCAGCCACAACAGACACUACCCAGGCAGCAACAACAGACACAACCCAUACAGUCACAACAGACACUACACAUGCAGCCACAACAGGCACUACACAUGCAUCCACAACAGGCACUACCCAUGAAGCAACAAAAGAAACGACACAUGCAGCUAUAGCAGACACCACACAUGCAGCUGCAACAGACUCUACACAUGCAGCGACAGCCACAACCGACACUAAGCAUCCAGACACUACACAUGCGGCUGCAACAGACACUACACAUGUAGCUGCAACAGGCACUACACAUGCAGCUACAACUGACACUUCUUAUACAAACACUACUCAUAUAGCUACAACAGACACUACACAUGCAGCAGCGACAUGCACUACAAAUGCAACCGAAACAGAUAUUUCGCAUGCAGCCACAACUGACAUUACGCAUGCAGCCACAACAGAUACUACACAUGUUGAAACAGCCGACACUACACAUGUAGCAGCAACAGACACUAUUAAUGCAACUGCAACAGACACUACAUAUUCACCCACAACUGACACUACUUUUCCAGACACUAUGCAUGCAGCCACAACUGACACUACGGGUGUAGCCACUACACUUGCAGCUACAACGGACACUACUUACCCAGAUACUACGCAUUCAGCCACAACUGACACCACGCAUUCAGAAACUACGCAUGCAGCUUCAACUGACAUAACGCGAUCAGACACUUCACAUGCAGCCACAACAAACACUACCCAGGCAGCAACAACAGACACUACCCAUACAGUCACGACAGACACUACACAUGCAGCCACAACAGGCACUACCCAUGAAGCAACAACAGACGCUACCCAUGCAGCAACAACAAACACCGCCCAUACAGUCACAACAGACACUACGCAUGCAGCCACAACAGACACUACACAUGCAGCCACAACAGGCACUACCCAUGAAGCAACAAAAGAAACUACACAUGCAUAUAUAGCAGACACCACGCAUACAACUUAUCCAGACACUACACAUGCAGUCACAACUGACACUACGCAUAUAGACAGUAAACAUGCAGCUACAACUGACACUUCUUAUCCAGACACUACACAUGCAGCCACAACAGACACUACACAUGCAGCAACAGCUGACACUACCAAUGCAACUGAAACAGACGCAACACAUGUAGCUACAAGUGACGUUGCACAUGUAGCCACAACAGAUACUACACAUCUGGCAACAAUCGACACUACACAUGCUGCCACAACAGACACUAUGCAUGCAGCUACAACAGACACUGGGUAUGCAGCCGCAACAGACACUACACCGGCAGUCACAACGGACACUGAGCAUUCAGACACUACACAUGCAGCCACAACUGAUACAACUUAUCCAGACACUACACAUGCAGUCACAACUGACACUGAGCAUCCAGACACUACACAUGCAGCUGCAACAGACACUACACAUGUAGCUGCAACAGGCACUACACGUGCAGCUACAACUGACACUUCUUAUACAAACACUACACAUGCAGCUACAACAAACACUACACAUGCAGCAGCAACAUACACUACAAAUGCAACCGAAACAGACAUUUCGCAUGCAGCCACAACUGACAUUACGCAUGCAGCCACAACAGAUACUACACAUGUUGGAACAACCGACACUACACAUGUAGCAACUGUGGUAUCGCGAAUUGUCCCCCUCCGCCCGGGAGCUGGCGACGCCACUGGCGGCGCCGGCACGCAGACGCGGCGGCUCGAGAGAGUCGGUCUGGCGCGCGUGUCGGGUGCGGUCGUGAGCCGUGUGCGCGGUGUGCGGUGGUCGUCGCGUCGCGGUCAGCACAGACUAGUGUUCGUGUAUGAGCCCAGAUUGCCUCAGCAAUAAACUUGUCUCCACGA
This is a messenger RNA of Amphibalanus amphitrite, 5694 nucleotides long. RefSeq names its product mucin-4-like. The coding region runs from base 374 to 5680 and encodes 1768 amino acids. Lineage: Eukaryota; Metazoa; Arthropoda; Thecostraca; Balanomorpha; Balanidae. The record is from RefSeq and is a predicted model, not a curated record. The transcript has 5 exons.